Molecule: messenger RNA, 3526 nt
Organism: Ostrea edulis (European flat oyster)
Lineage: Eukaryota; Metazoa; Mollusca; Bivalvia; Ostreida; Ostreidae
Exons: 2
Coding region: 202-1269 (355 amino acids)
Source: RefSeq, a predicted model, not a curated record
UAUACGAGAUGUUAAAUGUAUGAAAAGGAUUUAUUUAAAGUUUUUUCGUUUUCUAUUCUACAUCAAGAAAAAUCGAGGUGUUUUCCAUUAUUAGGAUUUAUUUAUACCAUUAGGAAAUGCCAGAAACAGGUUUCGAGUUAAUAAAGGCAUGAAGGAUAUAUUAUAGAAUAUUGGAUUAAAAAUUGCCCGGAGAAAUAUAUCAUGGGUGUACCAAGAUUUGGUCGUCUCAUAAAAACAAUAGACGAAUACUAUGAUUUAGCAAGACAUAUAGCACAUUUUGCAGUGAAGAGAUCAUUGGGAUAUUUCCACCAUUAUAUCGUGACUGGAUGGUCUUCUGUACAGGAAAAAAUUAUUGAGUAUUGCGUCUGUUUUUCAAAUUUCUGUAGUAGCAUUUCAAGCGGACCUGGAGAGGUUAUAGAAAAACAAAUUUCCGAAGACGAAAUAAAAAAAGACAUUGCUGAUGGCAUCUUGUAUGUCAUUGAAUCUCCAGAAUAUCCACACACUGACAAAGAAAGAGAAGAAGCAAAGGAGCGAUUUUUUAAGCGGUUAGGAGAGAAGGCCUAUAGACUGGCCUGUAGUAACUGUGAACAUCUCAUCACAUACAUCUUGACAGGGCAACCAUAUUCAGAGCAGAUUAAAGAAGCUGGUCCAUGGAAAAUGCUUUUAGUGGAUACUUUUGAUAAUUUCAUCAGUUGUGGGAAAAGUACUAUCGCUAAAAUAUUUAGUUGCCUUUUGGCUGUGAAGCCAGUUUCCUCAUUUGUUAAGGCUGCUACAAAUGAGGUACUAAAUGCUGCUUCACAAUUAACACUCAAUUCUACCUCGCAAACAGUAACUGUUUGCAAAAGAGCAAUUAAUCUUUGUAAGUAUGCAUGCAAAGUUUCAAAAUAUAGUGAAUCCCAGCUUCUUGGAUCGACAGAAUGUACCAGCAUUGCAAAAACUGCUAGUACAGAGGCACUGAAGAAAACUGCAGCUACAACGUUCUUCAUGACUGGUAUUGUAGAGGCAUGUGCUGCGACAUACGAGAUAAGUAAUUUAAAACAGAGAAAAGAGAAGGGAGUCCUAAGUGAAAGAGAUUACAAACGCGAAGUAACAAAAACAGUUACUGGAGCUGUUUGCGCAACCACCUGUACUGUUGCAGGGGGAGUAAUUGGACAAGCACUGUGUCCGAUGCCAGUCGUGGGUUAUUGCUUAGGUUCUUUUGCGGGAAAUGUGUUUGGGCGAUGGGCUGGAUCUGUUUCUUCCGGACUAGUUUUUGACAAAUUUUGGUAAUGAUGAUUUGGUGAGAAUCAAUUUAUCCAGUCCAACUAUAGAUAAUUUUUUCAGUGCCAAUUAUAUUGGAUAUCAUUAUCAUUAUAGUUUUCUCCUUUGAAUUUUACUUUUAAAAUUCCCGAUGUCACAACAUUCUUUCAAAUUAUUUGCCUAAUUGGACGAAAUUGUUAAAGACAAUUUGUGAAUUAGCUUUUGUGCCAAUUUUAAUUAAGAAACUUGUGUUUAAAAUGGAAUUUGGUGUCAGUAUAUUUCCAAAAUUAUAAUUAAAGGAUUCCAAUAUAGAUCGUAAUGGAACUUUUGGAAUUCUAUACUAAAGUACAAAACGGCUUUAGAAAUGUUAACUUAAAGACCCUGUCCCUUUCCAAGCUCAGAUACUUUGGAAAUAAGGUGGUACAUACGUUAUCAAUGUAAUAAUCUCCCAUAUCUGCUACAACAUAUUGUUGAUUUGAUUUUUAUUUUGUAUCUCGGACCUUAGCUUUCAUGUUGCUAUUUUUGUAAUGAUUAAAUGCGUUCGGAAAGUUUCUGAAACAAUUUCUCCUAGUGUUUCAAAUGUUUUCCGAACCCUCAUUGUUUCUGUGUAAAACAUUUAAUUCUGUGAGAUCGACAAAAUCUCUUAAGAGAAAGCUACACCAAUUUUAGCAUUUUUGUGGAUGAUACGCAACAGGAUUUUCCACAUAUUUUCCCGAUAUUUCGAUUAUUAUUACGGUACAGGAUGUUCGGGUGUUUUCCUUUCGAUAUUUCGCACAUCCGAGGAUUCUAUUGACUGCCGUAAGGAUCGCCAUACUUUGCCUCUGAACGUCUGUGUGACUUUUCCUGAGUUGAAUCAUUUUCAAUGUUUUCGACUUUAAUUGUAAGGUCAAAUGGACUGCCAUGCAAAUCGUUUUGGACUUGCUCCGAUUUUUCAUUUUUUAAACGACACAUUAUGAAAAUACAGGUUUAUUGUCCGCCCGGUACACAUGUUCCAAUUUGAUCGAAAAGAGUGUCUCUCAUUGAUUACCAGAUCUGAGAAUGAACUGAACUUCUUUGACUUUAUAUGUAGUUAGCCGUUUUUUAUGUUUGUUUAUUCAAUUUAUUGAUUGAAUUACAAUUACAAUAUUUGUUGUUGUUUUUAGUCCAGUCAGUCUAUUACAAAGACACAUUAUCACUAAACAUAUCUGUGCAUUCAUUUCUUAGGAUUGAUACAUGGGUAUGUGUAUGCAAUAAUAUUUACAUCAUUUCAUAAUUUUGAUGUAAGUUGUACUUGUAAAUAUGAGAUAUUCAGACAUUAGUCUCACAUUUAUUGGCCAUUUUGCUUUUUAUAGCUGUAACGACUUGCCUCGUAGUGCUAAUUAUUUGAUAAAAGGGGCAAUUGGUUCUUUUAGCUACUUAAGAAAGGAUAAAGUUGACCUACUUUCGGUUCUAUGUAAGUGAUCGAUAUGGGUGAAGUGCACCAUAUAUGUGCGUAUUAAACACCCAUGCAUGCAUAGUAUGGAUAAUGCGUCUUUGUGUUUGAUGUCAAAGACUGGAAAUCAACUGAAUAACCCUAUACAUGUUGGUAAAUUAAAAAAUGUACAUAUGUUUCCUAAACUCAAUGUAAGUAAUAUCAAUGUAAUCGUUCCAAUACCUGCAAUAACAUAAAAAGGUAGACAAUUGUUGAUUUCAUUUUUACUUUGGAUGUUGCUAUUUUUUAUUCUUAUUUUAUAAUUAUGAGAUAUUUUCGGAUAGUUUCUGUAACACAUUUUUUUUGCUGCGUUGAAUGUUUGCCGAACUAUCAUAUGCAUUGUUUUAUGGAAAACCUUUAAAUCUAUGAGAUCCACAAAAUCUCUUGGGAGAACGCUACACUAAUUUGAACAUUAUUGUGGAUUAUACGCAAUAGGUUUUUUUUUCCUUUUUUUUUUUUAUACAUAUUUCCCCGAUAUUUUAAUGCGUGUUACGGUAUAGCAUACUCGGGUGUUUUCCUUUCGAUAUUUCGGACAUCCGAGGAUUCUAUUGACUGCCAUAAGAAUCACCAUAUCUUGUCUCUAAACGUCUUUGUGACUUUUCCUGAAUUGAAUAAUUUUAUAUUUUUUCCGGUAUUGUAAGGUCACAUGGACUGCUGUUUUGGAGUUGUUCUGAUUUCUUAUUUGUGAGGUGACACCCUGUAUGUACACAGUGAUUUAUUUUUAGUCCUGUACACAUGCACCAGUUAGAUCGAUAGGGGUGCUUAUUCUUGAUGACCUGAAUAUCUACGAUAUUUGUUUAAUAUUUUGUAGAGUAAAUAAAUAUAGUUAGCACAUUC